Molecule: messenger RNA, 461 nt
Organism: Teleopsis dalmanni
Lineage: Eukaryota; Metazoa; Arthropoda; Insecta; Diptera; Diopsidae
Product: syntaxin-binding protein 5-like
Exons: 3
Biological process (GO): regulation of exocytosis; regulation of protein secretion
Cellular component (GO): plasma membrane; cytoplasm; SNARE complex
Molecular function (GO): GTPase activator activity; myosin II binding; syntaxin binding
Source: RefSeq, a predicted model, not a curated record
AUGGAGUGGUUUGCCGUUGGUACUGGUCUUAGUUGCUCCAUAACGGCUCGUAGUGAUUGUGCACCAACAAAAGGAAGUGCGAAAACUAGUCCGAUAUUAACACCAACAACUGCCAGUACAAUUUUUAACGCUUCAGUUAGUGGCAACACAAACAGCAUCAGUAGUGGGAGUACAACUGGAAUAAGUGGAAGCAUUAGUACAGCGUUAGAUACUUUUACAGAUAGGCAAUAUCUCGUAAUAACAAGUGUUAAACAAACAAAAGUUUUUGAUGUUAUGAACCAAUGCUGCAUUUAUCGAAUUCAAUUACAAGAAAUGGGUAUAGCUGUUAAAGCAGAAACUAUUGCAAUGAAGGAUGGAACUUGCUUAGCAACAUAUCUUUCUAAUGGUCAUUUAAUGGUUCAUAGUCUUCCUAGUUUGAAGCUUUUGCUGGAUAUAGAUUUUUUAUCUUUAACAGAACUAAG